AUGUGUAUUCAAAUAAAAAUAAUAAAGAUCUGUUCUUUAUUCAUUUUAAGUAUGAACAACUACUCUAGGAAUUCAUCUUUACCAAAAAAAUCAAAUGUUUUCAAAUGUUUUCGUGAUUCACAAGCAGCCGAACAAGCCGUCUUCAUUGCUCUUCUUUCUCGACACUAUUCAAUUGAAAUUAAACACCCCAUCAAACGAUCAACUGUGACAAAUCAAGUCUUGAAUGUAUCAUUAAUCCACUUUGAACACGAAAUCUUUAAUGUUUCCGAAUUUGUCGACGUCCGUUGUUCGUUGCUCAAAACAAUUGAUCUGGCGACUGGGUUCUCAGAGAAGUCCGCGCAACAACGGUUAUCCAAAAAUCGUAUUGUCGAACAGCAACAUUUUUUGAUUGAUAUUUUGAGGGAACUCGGGUACUUUUGUUCUGGGUAUAUUUGUCAAGGAAAAUUGAUGACACGACCAGUUGAAAUAGUUACAACUGUAGCUCGGGAUAAUGAUAUACUUUUACAAUCAAAAGAAAUUAUUGAAAAUGGAACUAAAAUAGCAAAAUUCAUUGACCAAAAAUUGAGUACAAACGAGGUCUUGUAUAUCGAAAAGGGCAGUUUCGAAAUGAAGUGUCUUUUAUCUUUGUAA
Messenger RNA from Entamoeba invadens IP1, 630 nucleotides. RefSeq lists its product as hypothetical. The transcript has a single exon. The record is from RefSeq and is a predicted model, not a curated record. NCBI's taxonomy places the organism in Eukaryota, Evosea, Mastigamoebida, Endamoebidae. Bases 1 to 630 code for a protein of 209 amino acids.